GAGAUACAGAAGCUGUUUUUUCCUCUAACUGAAUGACCUGAAGGUUUUAUUCCUCUUGCAACAAUCUCAUGUUUAUUAACAGCUACAGCUCAUAGUUUUGAUCCAUGUACAGUUACGGUUAGUCCAAACACUACUUACUUUGAUGUUGGAUCAUGUGGUUAAUUCGAUGUAAACAUCAGUGAAACAAAUUCAUUUUGUGUGACUGCAGCUGUAAACAUUCGUUCCUCUAAUGAUGUUUAUUCGUCACCUCUCCAACUGCUUUUAUUAACACUGAACUCAGUACACGCAGAGAUCUGGAGAGAUCUGGACUUAAUGAAGGUUAGAGUGGAGGAACUGCUUUGAGGUCUGACCUCCUCGAACUCGAAAAUCAACUGAACCCCAGAUCUUCUCACCAGCAUUAAUGUCUGAUCUAAAUUCUGCUCAUAAUAACAAGAAACGUGGAAUCACUGCGAGCUCACGUGACGAGGAGGGGGCACAAACUUUUGGUUUUAAAGUGCAGCUAAAUUUCGCAGUGUUUUAUCUGUGCAGUUAUCUUCUAACGAGGAACGGAUUUACAAAAGGGGUGUGUGUGUGUGUGUGUGUGUGUGUGUGUGUGUUUACUGUAAACUGUUCCUUUAAUUAAUCUGAAAGUGAAAGUGUCUGGAGCUCGGGGUCACUGCGCAUGCGCUCAGUUGGUACCAGCGAAUUUGUGUUCUACCGCAGUGAUAAGUGUGUGAGUGUGUGUGUGUGUGUGUGUGUGUGUGGUGAUGGACAGCUCGGUGUUAUUAGAAGCUCUCUCGUGCCUCACAGGACUGGCGGUGAAGCCGCACACAGACUCUGCGGACUCUGAUAUCGAUAUCGGGGAACUCACGGUCCAUAACUUCGUGUCCUCUGCGUUGCUUCCGCUCAUCCUGUGUAAAGAAGAGGGAGAUCUUCAGCCCGAGGAGCAGAGAGAGGAACCGAAAGAGCUCCGUGUGAAUCUGGACUCGUUUUACGCCCCGCAGUUUAAUUACGACUUCCGGAACCUCAAAGACGAGUCGAAGUGCGCGCGCGGCGGAGAGCCGUACUUUCGUCCGUGUGGAUGGUUCCGGUUCGCUCUUAAGGUUCUUGAUAAAUACCCGGAUGGAAACACCUGGCUCGGUCCUGGUGGAUGGAGACACCAGUCUGUUGACGGGGAAUGGCCCGUGUCUUACCACGGAACCGGAAGACAAGGACAGAACCAGAUCUCGGGUCUGCGCGAGCCGCAGGAGUUCGGGAUCUUCUCCACUCCGGACAUUAAACUGGCAGAACAGGACGGAGAGCUGCACAAAGAGUUCACCUCCAAAACCGGAAAGAGUUACCGGGUCAUCAUGCAGAACCGAAUCAACCCCGAACACCGUCUCAAAAAGUCCGACUCUCUGUGGCUCGUGCGCAUCCCGCUGGAGGUGUACGCGCUCACCGACACCAAGAACCGGAAAGAGGAGAUGAAGAAGAUCGUGGAUCAGUCCAUCCGACCCUACGGCAUCCUCCUGAAGGAGAUGUAGAGCAGCACACACUCCUCUGACGUCAUCACCUGCGUCAUUCUCUUCCACCUUUCAUUCUGUUAUUUUAUCUACAGUUUAUAAUUAAUACCUUCAUUUUCUUACUUUAUUAAUCAAACUGUUACUGUGGAUCAUAAAACUGCACAAAAACAAUUCUACUGAAGCUGAAAAGAAAAAACCCUUAAAUCCGCUCACAGAAAAGAAAUCUCUUUUAUAAACAUGUAAUUUUCUGUCAAAUAAAAACUUUAUUUUAA
Messenger RNA from Silurus meridionalis, 1753 nucleotides. RefSeq lists its product as uncharacterized. NCBI's taxonomy places the organism in Eukaryota, Metazoa, Chordata, Actinopteri, Siluriformes, Siluridae. Bases 747 to 1502 code for a protein of 251 amino acids. The transcript is spliced from 2 exons. The record is from RefSeq and is a predicted model, not a curated record.